AUGCGGGCAUUCGGUCUACCGGAUGUACCGCUCGGCCGGCGACAGAGGAAGCGGUCACUUCAACAGAUCGAGCCGCUCGUCGCCUCCCUUCGACACGUCGGCCGCUGCGAUCUGACGGGUUCUAAUGCAUACGCCAUUUCCGGGAUCAUUAAAUUUCUCAGAUGCAGACCGGAGUCUGUGGCAAAUAAUUUCAUUGACGUAUGGACUCUCUACGGACUGCACGAGGGGAUGGCAGACGAGCAAUUGGCAAAGCGGAUUGAACUGGCAAAAUGGGCAACGCGAGCAUUCGUGUGUGAUGGUGGCGGGGUGGAUGAUUGCUUGCGGAUCCUUCGGGAAAUUCUGUCCAGAGGUGCAGAACUAACACCCGGCACCAUCUACACAAUCAACUUUCGAAACCCGAGACGGGGCGAAACGAAAGUGCUCAAGAAAGAAGUGGAAAAACUGGUGCUGGGCAGACGUUUGAAUGAAGUCGAUGAUCAGGACGAGAUCUCGCGGAUACGCGACGCCCAUGAGCGCUAUAUGCCGGCGGUUUAUGCGGUACAUCGAUCGCACUACUACCAGCCCAAAUGUCAUGAACCAGGUGCAUUGAUUAUGUAUCGCAGGGCAUCUGCAAUGCUCCCCGCCAACUACACGUUUGAGCUGCCGAAGACUAUAUGGAAAAUCCGGCAUUUGGGCGCGAAAAACGUGGCCCUGCAAUUCCCGGAAGGGCUGCUGAUGUACGCGUGCCUGAUCGCCGACAUCCUGGAGAAGCACACCGGUUGCGAGACGGUCAUCAUGGGCGACGUCACCUACGGAGCGUGCUGCGUCGACGAUUUCACCGCCAAGGCUUUAGGCUGUGAUCUGCUCGUGCACUAUGGGCACAGCUGCCUCGUCCCAAUCCAGAAUACAGAGGGCAUCGCCAUGCUCUACAUUUUUGUCAACAUCGAGAUCAACCUCUCGCAUUUUGUCGAUUGUCUUAAGGCCAACUUUGAGCCGUCGCAGAGAAUAGCGAUCGUCAGCACGAUCCAGUUCAUCCCGUCGUUGCAGGCCGUUCGCCAGCUGCUCAGCAAUGACGGCUACACGAUUGUGAUGCCGCAGUGCAAGCCGUUGAGUCCGGGCGAAAUCCUCGGCUGCACGUCGCCGCGGCUUGGCGAUGAUGUGGACCGGCUAAUUUACCUCGGCGACGGGCGCUUCCACCUCGAGUCGAUCAUGAUCCACAACCCGAAAAUCGCGGCCUUUCAAUACGACCCAUACGCCAGAAAGUUGACGAGGGAGCACUACGACCACUCAACGAUGCGCAAUAACCGCCGAGCGGCCGAGCUCGUCGACAAGCUGAAGAGCAAGGGCAAGGAGGUGACCGUCGUCGUGCUGUCUGAGAUCUUCCCGGCAAAACUCGCGCUAUUCGAUGAGAUUGAGUGUUGGGUGCAAAUCGCGUGCCCUCGACUGUCGAUUGAUUGGGGAACGUUCUUCGCCCGCCCCCUGCUCACCCCCUACGAGCUGAACGUGGCGCUGGAUUCGCUCGAAUUUCCGGAUGGCUACUAUCCGAUGGAUUUCUACGCCUACGAGUCGAAGGGCCCAUGGACGCCAAACCACGAAUCACAUCGGCCGCAGCGUGUGCGCCGUCGGGCCCCGAUCGUCGUCGGCCAGUCGGCCAGC
Molecule: messenger RNA, 1635 nt
Organism: Mesorhabditis spiculigera
Lineage: Eukaryota; Metazoa; Nematoda; Chromadorea; Rhabditida; Rhabditidae
Source: the annotation of a GenBank genome assembly